Dryobates pubescens (Downy woodpecker) is the source of this 3299-nucleotide messenger RNA. It is a transcript of the gene POMT2, whose product is annotated as protein O-mannosyltransferase 2. Gene Ontology annotation, biological process: protein O-linked glycosylation. The record is from RefSeq and is a predicted model, not a curated record. Bases 38 to 2287 code for a protein of 749 amino acids. Gene Ontology annotation, molecular function: mannosyltransferase activity. NCBI's taxonomy places the organism in Eukaryota, Metazoa, Chordata, Aves, Piciformes, Picidae. The transcript has 21 exons. Gene Ontology annotation, cellular component: membrane.
CGUUCCCCGCGUCCCGCCCCGGACUCCGUCUCCCAGGAUGCGCCGCGUCCGGCCCGGCGCUGCGCGCGGCGGAGCCCCGCGGAUGCUGCCGGCCGGGGGCGGCCAGGCCGAGGCGGGCCAGCGCAGCGGGCAGCGGCGGCGGCGGGAGGCGCGCCGGCUGCCAGGGGGAGCGGUGCGCUCCGCCGCCCCUCCCGCUGCGGCUCGCCCGGCGGCGCUGGCCCUCGUCACUCUCCUCAGCUUCGUCUCCCGUUUCUACCGCCUGCCGGAGCCGCCGCACGUCUGUUGGGAUGAAACUCAUUUUGGGAAGAUGGGAAGCUACUACAUUAAUCGAACCUUCUUCUUUGAUGUCCAUCCCCCAUUGGGGAAGAUGCUGAUUGGACUUGCUGGCUACCUUAGUGGCUAUGAUGGUACAUUUCCUUUCCAGAAGCCAGGGGACAGAUAUGAGCAGCACAACUACAUGGGAAUGAGAGGGUUCUGUGCAUUUCUUGGCUCCUGCCUGGUUCCCUUUGCCUACCUCACAGUGUUGGAACUGUCAAAGUCACUACCAGCAGCCUUACUCACUGCUUUCAUCAUUAUUUUUGAUACAGGCUGUAUUACCCUGUCUCAGUAUAUUCUGCUGGAUCCCAUUCUGAUGUUCUUCCUCAUGGGAGCGGUUCUGAGCAUGGUGAAAUGUAACAGCUGUGCAGAUAGGCCAUUUUCUGCCUCCUGGUGGUUCUGGCUGAGUCUGACUGGUGUGAACCUUGCUGGAGCGAUGGGGGUAAAGUUUGUUGGCCUUUUUGUAGUCCUUUUGGUUGGCCUGAACACAAUCUAUGACCUAUGGGACUUGCUGGGGAACCUCAGCCUGUCACUGGUCAUGCUUUGGAAGCAUUUACUGGCUCGUGUCCUCUGCCUCAUCCUGCUCCCGCUUGCCCUCUACACAGCUAUGUUUGCUGUUCAUUUUACAGUAUUAAACAAAAGUGGUCCUGGAGAUGGUUUCUUCAGUUCAGCAUUUCAGUCCCAGCUGAUUGGGAACAAUCUGCAUAAUGUCUCUGUUCCAGAACACUUGGCUUAUGGGUCUGUGGUCACAAUGAAGAACCUUCGGAUGGCAGGGGGAUACCUUCACUCCCACUGGCACCUCUACCCAGAGGGGGUUGGGGCUCGCCAGCAGCAGGUCACUGCCUACUUGCAUAAGGAUUUGAAUAACCUGUGGAUUAUAAAGAAACAUGAUUCAGAUGCAGAUCCGUCAGACCCCUUGAGCCCCGUGGAGUUCGUGAGGCACGGAGAUAUUAUUCGUCUGGAACACAAAGAAACUUCUAGAAAUCUUCAUAGUCACCAGCACGAGGCUCCUCUGACAAGGAAGCAUUUCCAGGUCACUGGAUAUGGAAUAAAUGGAUCAGGAGACUCCAAUGAUUUCUGGCGGAUUGAAGUGGUGGGCAGAAGGACCGGGAAGCUCAUCAAAGUCCUACGGAGUCAAGUCAGGCUAACUCAUGUUGCCACAGGGUGUAUAUUGGGAUCUUCUGGAAAGACUCUGCCAAAAUGGGGUUGGGAGCAAGUUGAAGUCACCUGCACACCAUACCUGAAGGAGACUCCCAAUUCCCUCUGGAACUUUGAAGAUCACAUCAACCCUAAGCUGCCCAAUAUCAGCCUGGAUGUUUUGAAGCCCUCUUUUGCAGAAAUUCUGCUGGAAUCCCACAUGGUUAUGAUCCGGGGAAACAGUGGCCUCAAACCAAAGGACAAUGAAGUUACAUCCAAGCCUUGGCACUGGCCCAUCAACUACCAGGGCCUGCGUUUUUCUGGCGUCAAUGAGACCGAUUUUCGGGUGUAUUUGCUGGGAAACCCGGUGAUUUGGUGGCUAAAUCUGGUCACCAUUGGAUUAUAUCUUCUGAUAGCAGUUUCUACUGCAGUUACCCUGAAGAGAGGCGUCCAGCUGACACCUGAGCUCAAAGAACUGGCCAGAAUUGUGCUGCGUGGCGGAGGGCAGAUCACUCUGGGCUGGCUCCUUCAUUACCUCCCUUUUUUUAUGAUGGGACGAGUUCUCUACUUCCACCACUACUUUCCUGCCAUGCUUUUUUCCAGCAUGUUGACAGGAAUCACCUGGGACGCACUACUGAAGUUCUGUGCUGGAUUCUUGUUGCCCAGCACCACAGCUAGAAAAGUAUAUGGAGGGGGGUUCUUGACACUGAUCCUGCUCAUUGUGUACAGCUUCUACCUCUUCCAUCCUCUGUCCUAUGGGAUGAUAGGACCCAUGGCCUCUGACCCUAGCAGCCCCAUGGCAGGGCUCCGGUGGAUGGACUCCUGGGAGUUCUAGAGCCAGCAAAGGGAGCCUGGAAACAGCAAAUGAGGACCAUGUGAUCUGCUGCAUGUCAGGCUGAUUCUGGUGCUUUGGAGAUGUGUGACUGUACAGUGCUCUCAAUGGAGAACUCUGGGUGUAGUAGCCCUGUUGCUAUGGCUUUUGCACUGCCUGCAUUGGAAGAUGCAGAGGAUGACCAUGAGAAGGUCCUCUUGAAAAGACUCAUACUCUGAAUCCUUAGAUUCCUGGAUAACUGACUACUUAAAUCUCUGUUCUUUGAGCAAUAUAUGUAUUAAUCAGACAGCAGUGGCAUUCUAGCUGUCAGAUGGGUACAAGUUGGAGACUGUGGGUAGUUGCAUGGUUGUCAUGCAUGUGUGUGUGUCUUCCUUCUGGUAAUCUAAGCAUCUUUCAGUCUGAGAGCCAGACAGUGUCUGAGACAUUAGGAUUUUUAUCAAGAUGAACAACCAUCCUUAUGGUGAGGUUUGAGAAAGCUUCAUGUAAGUAUCUUGGUACCUCCAUUCUACCCUGCCCUGCUGUCUACCAUUUUUUUAAUGUUCUGACUUUGAAUUUAAAACAUUUGACUGAAAGGAGCCUGCUUGAAGUCUCCUGAGCCACUGUGCCUUGCCUGUCUCACGGGCCCUUUGCAGACAGAGAUGAAGGUUGUUUAUCCCUGUAUACUGCCUUGCUUUCUAGUCACCUUUAAUCAUUUAUCACAGUCACCUAGCAGGCCUGAGCUCAGAGCCAGAUUGUUCCAGCCUAGCACUUCAUAGCUUCUUUGCAGUUCUGUCUGAAAUUGCUAUGGAAAUUGUGGUGGAAAUAGCAGGUGAUUUGUUUUCUGCCCUAAGUAUGCUGUGAAGACCAGCUUCUUGGGGCUGUAUGGGAGACUGAAAUGAUGGCUUUGGAAUUUUACAGACAGCUGCCAGUCAUUCAUGUUUUGAUCCCAGCUAUUCCAGUGCCAGUUCUGUGCUUUUAGGGGGGAAAGCCUUAUCUUUGCGAAUGUGGCACCUGCAGAACUAGCUGUCAGUGCUAA